Messenger RNA from Melozone crissalis (California towhee), 1202 nucleotides. It is a transcript of the gene MMAB, whose product is annotated as metabolism of cobalamin associated B. The transcript has 9 exons. Bases 1 to 675 code for a protein of 224 amino acids. Lineage: Eukaryota; Metazoa; Chordata; Aves; Passeriformes; Passerellidae. Gene Ontology annotation, molecular function: corrinoid adenosyltransferase activity. The record is from RefSeq and is a predicted model, not a curated record.
AUGUGGCGGCGAGCGGCGGUGGCGGCGGGACGGGGCUUGCCGGGGAUGGCGGGGCGGCGGUGGCGGAGCUGGGCAGGCAGCCCCGAGCGCGCCGCUGCCGAGCGGGCCCCGAGGAUCUACACGAGAACGGGAGACUCAGGAUUCUCCAGCACCUUCACCGGGGAGCGGCGGCCCAAGGGCGACCGGAUCUUCGAGGCCCUCGGAGCCACGGAUGAGCUGAGCUCGGCCAUAGGGCUGGCUGGUGAGUUUAGCAGUGAAAAGGGUCACACAUUUGUUGAUCAACUUCAUAAAGUGCAGUGCAUGCUGCAGGAUGUGGGCUCCAACAUUGCCACGCCACUCUCCUCAGCCAGGGAGGCUCACCGCAAACGAACAUCAUUCAGCGAGAAGCCCAUCCUGGAGCUGGAGCAGUGGAUUGACAGCUACUCAGAGCAGCUGCCUCCCCUCAGAGCCUUCAUCCUGCCUUCUGGAGGCAGGAGCAGUGCUGCUCUCCACUUGUCCCGAGCCGUGUGCCGCAGGGCUGAGCGGUGUGUGGUCCCUUUAGUGCAAGCAGGGGAAGCAGAUCCAAACGUGGCCAAGUAUUUAAACAGGCUCAGUGAUUAUCUCUUUGUCCUGGCACGUUAUGCUGCAAUGAAGGAAGGGAAGGAAGAGAAAAUCUACAUAAAACCUGAGCCCUAGCUGGGAGCUGGAAUGUUUUGUCCUUGAUCAUGGAAAACUAAAUCCAGCUGACUGCUUUUGUCCAUCAAGGAAGGGAGAGAGAACAGGCCUGGACUGGAAAUGGGAGCUGCCAAGGAUUUCCAUGUGAAAUAACCAGGACCUUGUUGAUAAAUCCUGAGAGGAAGAGAAUUACAGAAUAUCCUGAGUUGGAAGGGACCCAGACACACCUGUCCUGUUCCCUGGGCCUGGCCCACACAUCCCAUGUGGGGAUGGCUCUGGAGCCACUGCUUCUCCCAGCUGGGAGUUGAGGCAGGAGAAUUCCAUAACAUUUUGGAGAUGCCUUCAUUUCCCUGGGCAGCAGCAGGUGCUGUGGGAAGGCUCUGACAGGACUCUGAGGGAUGAUGAAGGGAAAACAAUCAGGAAAACAAUCAGGAAAACAAUCAGCUCCUCCUCUGAAGUCACAGUGCUCGUAUGGAGCAGCAGCUGGAGGCCUUUGGGAAUUGUGUCCACAGCUCUGAAAUAAUAAAUGUGAAUUUCCUUGUACCAAA